GACCGCCGAGAUCGAUUGGACCUGCGACCAAGGGAACGCAGGAACUCAUGAUGCCAGAUGAAAAGCGUCCUGGGAUGAAGCCAAAGCUCCCUAGCCUCGAUGAGGCCGUGGGUUCUGUCGAGGGUGAAGUGGAAGUUGAAGAGGAAAGGUUUGGAGAUGCACCAGGGAUGGUCGACCACGUGAAGGAAAAGAUGAGAAGUCAAAGACCUUGGACGCUGAACAAGGCGGGCUGGGGGUCGACGAAGAAGAGUUCACUGAUGCCACAGGGCGUGGGAGAAGUGGAAAAGGAAAGGGGAAUAAGAAAAAAAGAAGAUUCCCAAGAAGGUGAUGGGGUGACGCAACAAACCCUGUCCGUGAUCUUGAAGUUGAUGGAAGGGAUGCGAAAGAUCCAAGAUCGAAUGUCCAAGGGAUCAAGCCAUGAUCCAGACCAAGAGCCUGAAACGGUAAGGCAAAGUGUGGACCUGCCGAAGCUUCCUGAAUGGCAGGGUGAGUCAGCACCAAUCGAUUUUUCGGAUUGGUUAGUUGUUUUGGCUUCAUUGAUGGCCGACCUGACCCCUACAUCUGAGGAGCGGUGGUCAUUGACUUUGGAAGAAGCACGUAGCUGGUACCAAAAGCAUUUGUUGAAGUCACCGCUCGAUCGCCUCACUCACCAGAUUGCACCAAGUGCCAAGCUGACCUUGAGGAAAUGGGCACGCCUGGAAAAGCGGGCAGCAGCACUGCUCUUGUCCGCAGUGCCAGAGUCACUACGAGAAGAAGUGGUGUCCUCCAGGAGUCUGUCCACCUUCGGCAUUCUGGUGAAGGGCAUGAUUGCCUAUCAGCCCGGUAGCCUUUCUGAGCGGCAGGCCAUUCUUGGUCACGACCUUGCGCAAAUGGCUGAGGUGGAAAAG
Messenger RNA from Durusdinium trenchii, 887 nucleotides. NCBI's taxonomy places the organism in Eukaryota, Dinophyceae, Suessiales, Symbiodiniaceae. The record is from the annotation of a GenBank genome assembly.